AUGGGUCUAAGUUUCAUCAUUUUCCGGUCAUCAUCAUUUUCCAAUCGUAUUGUUGCUCUAUGUGAUGCCUCCGCGGAGGCCGCUAGUCGCGCCAAGGGGGCUUUUCUCGCCACCAGGAUGCAUGUCAUGUCUGCAGUAGCCAGGCGCUGGUGGGCUGCCAGAGCUGUAGUCUGCAGCUUUCAAAGAGUGCCGCAGGAACUGUAUGGUUUGCGACAGCACCAGGAGGAGCUGAGGAGGGAAGUGCGUGGGUGGAGGCAGCAGGUGGUGCAAGACAAGGAGGAAGGAGAACAAGGAAUGGAUGCAAUACGGAGGGAGGUGCAGGUGGUGAGGGAGGAGAGGGCACGGGAGGUAUUGAAGCUGGUGGAGAAGGUGGAUGAGAUGAGUCAGCAAUGGAGCCAGAAUCUGGACGAUCAGAUGAGCGGAUUGAGAGUUGUGCUAGAAGCAACGAGGAGGGACGUGAGAGUGGCACGGGAGGAAGGGGCUGAUGAGAUGAGGAGGGUUUUGGGGAAGGCUGAAGAGGUGAGGCAGCAGUGGGGAAGGGGAUUGGAUGAUGAUGUGGGGAAGUUGGUGGGGAGGAUGGAAGAGAUGCAGCAAAGGAUGGAGCAACGGUGGAGGGAGGAGUUCAAACAUGAAGUUCUCACCGCCUCUCUGAAAGAGGAGCUGGGAAGAACAAGGAGAGAGAUGCUGACGGCAAAGGAGGAAAGGGCAUGGGAAAUGCGAGAGGUGAUGGGGAAAAUGGAAGAGUUGAAGCAUUCAAUGAUACUAGAGUUGAGGCAUGAGAAGGAGCAGGUGGAGAAGGCGAGGAGGGAGAAGGAGCAGGCUGAGAAGGCGAGGAGGGAGGAGGAGCAGGCUGAGAAGGCGAGGAGGGAGGAGGAGCAGGCUGAGAAGGCGAGGAGGGAGGAGGAGCAGGCUGAGAAGGCGAGGAGGGAGGAGGAGCAGGCUGAGAAGGCGAGGAGGGAGAAGGAGCAGGCUGAGAAGGCGAGGAGGGAGAAGGAGCAGGCGGAGAAGGCGAGGAGGGAGGAGGAGCAGGCUGAGAAGGCGAGGAGGGAGGAGGAGCAGGCUGAGAAGGCGAGGAGGGAGAAGGAGCAGGCUGAGAAGGCGAGGAGGGAGGAGGAGCAGGCUGAGAAGGCGAGGAGGGAGGAGGAGCAGGCUGAGAAGGCGAGGAGGGAGGAGGAGCAGGCUGAGAAGGCGAGGAGGGAGGAGGAGCAGGCUGAGAAGGCGAGGAGGGAGGAGGAGCAGGCUGAGAAGGCGAGGAGGGAGAAGGAGCAGGCUGAGAAGGCGAGGAGGGAGAAGGAGCAGGCUGAGAAGGCGAGGAGGGAGAAGGAGCAGGCUGAGAAGGCGAGGAGGGAGAAGGAGCAGGCGGAGAAGGCGAGGAGGGAGAUGGAGCAGGCUGAGAAGGCGAGGAGGGAGAUGGAGCAGGCUGAGAAGGCGAGGAGGGAGAUGGAGCAGGCUGAGAAGGCGAGGAGGGAGAUGGAGCAGGCUGAGAAGGCGAGGAGGGAGAAGGAGCAGGCUGAGAAGGCGAGGAGGGAGAAGGAGCAGGCUGAGAAGGCGAGGAGGGAGAAGGAGCAGGCUGAGAAGGCGAGGAGGGAGGAGGAGCAGGCUGAGAAGGCGAGGAGGGAGGAGGAGCAGGCUGAGAAGGCGAGGAGGGAGGAGGAGCAGGCUGAGAAGGCGAGGAGGGAGAAGGAGCAGGCUGAGAAGGCGAGGAGGGAGGAGGAGCAGGCUGAGAAGGCGAGGAGGGAGAAGGAGCAGGCUGAGAAGGCGAGGAGGGAGAAGGAGCAGGCUGAGAAGGCGAGGAGGGAGAUGGAGCAGGCUGAGAAGGCGAGGAGGGAGAUGGAGCAGGCUGAGAAGGCGAGGAGGGAGAUGGAGCAGGCUGAGAAGGCGAGGAGGGAGAUGGAGCAGGCUGAGAAGGCGAGGAGGGAGAAGGAGCAGGCUGAGAAGGCGAGGAGGGAGAAGGAGCAGGCUGAGAAGGCGAGGAGGGAGAAGGAGCAGGCUGAGAAGGCGAGGAGGGAGGAGGAGCAGGCUGAGAAGGCGAGGAGGGAGAAGGAGCAGGCUGAGAAGGCGAGGAGGGAGGAGGAGCAGGCUGAGAAGGCGAGGAGGGAGGAGGAGCAGGCUGAGAAGGCGAGGAGGGAGAAGGAGCAGGCUGAGAAGGCGAGGAGGGAGAAGGAGCAGGCUGAGAAGGCGAGGAGGGAGGAGGAGCAGGCUGAGAAGGCGAGGAGGGAGAAGGAGCAGGCUGAGAAGGCGAGGAGGGAGGAGGAGCAGGCUGAGAAGGCGAGGAGGGAGGAGGAGCAGGCUGAGAAGGCGAGGAGGGAGGAGGAGCAGGCUGAGAAGGCGAGGAGGGAGGAGGAGCAGGCUGAGAAGGCGAGGAGGGAGGAGGAGCAGGCUGAGAAGGCGAGGAGGGAGAAGGAGCAGGCUGAGAAGGCGAGGAGGGAGAAGGAGCAGGCUGAGAAGGCGAGGAGGGAGAAGGAGCAGGCUGAGAAGGCGAGGAGGGAGAAGGAGCAGGCGGAGAAGGCGAGGAGGGAGAUGGAGCAGGCUGAGAAGGCGAGGAGGGAGAUGGAGCAGGCUGAGAAGGCGAGGAGGGAGAUGGAGCAGGCUGAGAAGGCGAGGAGGGAGAUGGAGCAGGCUGAGAAGGCGAGGAGGGAGAAGGAGCAGGCUGAGAAGGCGAGGAGGGAGAAGGAGCAGGCUGAGAAGGCGAGGAGGGAGAAGGAGCAGGCUGAGAAGGCGAGGAGGGAGGAGGAGCAGGCUGAGAAGGCGAGGAGGGAGGAGGAGCAGGCUGAGAAGGCGAGGAGGGAGGAGGAGCAGGCUGAGAAGGCGAGGAGGGAGAAGGAGCAGGCUGAGAAGGCGAGGAGGGAGGAGGAGCAGGCUGAGAAGGCGAGGAGGGAGAAGGAGCAGGCUGAGAAGGCGAGGAGGGAGAAGGAGCAGGCUGAGAAGGCGAGGAGGGAGAUGGAGCAGGCUGAGAAGGCGAGGAGGGAGAUGGAGCAGGCUGAGAAGGCGAGGAGGGAGAUGGAGCAGGCUGAGAAGGCGAGGAGGGAGAUGGAGCAGGCUGAGAAGGCGAGGAGGGAGAAGGAGCAGGCUGAGAAGGCGAGGAGGGAGAAGGAGCAGGCUGAGAAGGCGAGGAGGGAGAAGGAGCAGGCUGAGAAGGCGAGGAGGGAGGAGGAGCAGGCUGAGAAGGCGAGGAUGGAGAAGGAGCAGGCUGAGAAGGCGAGGAGGGAGAAGGAGCAGGCUGAGAAGGCGAGGAGGGAGAAGGAGCAGGCUGAGAAGGCGAGGAGGGAGAAGGAGCAGGCUGAGAAGGCGAGGAGGGAGGAGGAGCAGGCUGAGAAGGCGAGGAGGGAGAAGGAGCAGGCUGAGAAGGCGAGGAGGGAGGAGGAGCAGGCUGAGAAGGCGAGGAGGGAGGAGGAGCAGGCUGAGAAGGCGAGGAGGGAGAAGGAGCAGGCUGAGAAGGCGAGGAGGGAGAAGGAGCAGGCUGAGAAGGCGAGGAGGGAGAAGGAGCAGGCUGAGAAGGCGAGGAGGGAGAAGGAGCAGGCUGAGAAGGCGAGGAGGGAGGAGGAGCAGGCUGAGAAGGCGAGGAGGGAGAAGGAGCAGGCUGAGAAGGCGAGGAGGGAGGAGGAGCAGGCUGAGAAGGCGAGGAGGGAGAAGGAGCAAUGGCCACAGCUAAGAUCAAAGCAGCUGCGGGAUUGCAUUCAAUACUACUUUCCAGAGCUGCUAGAGGAGGAGGACGAUGACUCUGAGCUAAUGGCAGAGGAAUGUCAGAGAAGGUUGGAAAAGUGGCAGCUGGCAGAGGAAUUUGAACACGUCUUUGAGCGAGCGCAGGGAAAGAGGGCAGAGAAGGUGGAGAAGGCAAGGGAGCGUAGGCGGGUGGAGUUUAGGCAGAAGGACUGGAAGCAGAGAAAGGAGAGAGAAGUGGCUAUUGAUAGGAAGAGGGAGAGGUUGCAGAGAAUGGAGAUUAUGACCGGAGAAGUGGAGGAGAAAAAGGUCGUGACGGGUGAGGAGGAGAGCUUAGAGGACGAAAAGAUUGAUGGCGGUAAGGAUGAUGUGACAACCUUGACACAACACAACUAG
This is a messenger RNA of Closterium sp. NIES-65, 4056 nucleotides long. NCBI's taxonomy places the organism in Eukaryota, Viridiplantae, Streptophyta, Zygnematophyceae, Desmidiales, Closteriaceae. The record is from the annotation of a GenBank genome assembly.